AUGAUUCUCACUCCGCAGCGAUUGAUACAGUUAUCCAAUGCCCCACGAUUAGGCAAUAUGUGGUAUUUGAUAGCGACGGUCACGCUGACCGUUUGCAACCAGCCCCAGGAGAUCCCAAAAUUGUACCACUAUGCCCUCCACGUGAAGCACGGGCUGGGGAAGCCGUCCGAGGAGCUGUACCACCGCGUGGCCCAGACAAUCGAAUCUGUAUCUGCCGACAUCAACAGCUGUCCGUACGAGAUCGAGUCUGGGCUUAAGCUGUCCGAUAAAUUCCGAGAGAGCAUUCUCAAGACGGCCGCGCUGAGCGGACUGCCCAAGGCGAUCAACUCUCUCAUGAUUUUGAGAGAGACUACGCCGAAACCGCUGCGUGCCACCGCAGACGUGAAACGGCACGCAAUUGAGUCGUUUGCAGACUACGAGGCAGAACAGGCUAGGGGAAUGAAGUUCUGGAAAACCAUCUACAGCAAGAUAAGCGGCCGUGUCAUCAACCAGAUGAGCUCGUCGUAUCCAGAUCUAUGGACGUACACAAUCCAGCAUGUUUAUUCGCCGUUGCUGUCGUUUUCAGACGUGCUGACUCCGCAGGAAACCUCUAUGAUCGUGAUAUCGUGUCUCAUUCCGCAGGACGUGAACCCGCAGCUGAAGGGCCAUCUGAAAGGAGCGCUGAACCUGGGCCUGGAUCUGGAAACGGUAAGAGAAUGUCGCGAGAUGGCCAUCGAAAUCAGCAAGUGGUGCGGCAUGGUGUGGAAAACGGAGGUCGCCAAGCUCUAG
Messenger RNA from Ogataea angusta, 768 nucleotides. RefSeq lists its product as uncharacterized. The coding region runs from base 1 to 768 and encodes 255 amino acids. The record is from RefSeq and is a predicted model, not a curated record. The transcript has a single exon. NCBI's taxonomy places the organism in Eukaryota, Fungi, Ascomycota, Pichiomycetes, Pichiales, Pichiaceae.